Aspergillus steynii IBT 23096 is the source of this 2036-nucleotide messenger RNA. RefSeq names its product putative benomyl/methotrexate resistance protein. Gene Ontology annotation, biological process: xenobiotic detoxification by transmembrane export across the plasma membrane. Lineage: Eukaryota; Fungi; Ascomycota; Eurotiomycetes; Eurotiales; Aspergillaceae. Gene Ontology annotation, molecular function: fluconazole transmembrane transporter activity. The transcript has 4 exons. Bases 441 to 1982 code for a protein of 513 amino acids. The record is from RefSeq and is a predicted model, not a curated record.
GUCAGUCUGUCAGUCUGUCAGUUCCGUCGGGCAAGUCCCCGGUCCCCGAUAGUCGCCGCAAUGUUGGAUUCUUGUUCUCCGUCUCCAUUCCCGCGGACUUGACCGAUUGGAUAGGCUGGGAUUAUGCUCUGGAGAUCUCCACGGAUGGGCUCAUUGGGAGAUCGGAUCCCCGCACGGCGCAAUGAUGUCGCUAAUUAGCUUUGCGACACCGGACUGGCAAAUUAAACCUGCCCUGCACGUGCGAUUCCGGUUAUAGUCCUGAUGAACAAGGUUAACCAUGACUGCGCAGAACCAAGCUUAUCCUGUUCCUUGGGUCAAGGGCUCAUGCGUUUCUCGUUUCUAUACUCGCCUCUCUAGUAUAUAAGCAGGGAUAUGGGAGACAUUGAACAUUCAUCAGUCCCGACUGGGUGUGUUCCAUCUGUCUUCUCUCUCAAGCCAACAUGAAGCCCUCUUCCUGGCUUCAUACCACGGUCGUUGGACAGGCAGUGCAGUAUUGCAUGUCUCGUCCCGAUUCGCCACCGGCCGAAGAUGAUAUUAGCAUCGAGUAUGCCAAAGAAGAGUCAAGCUCCGAGGACAUCACUGUGGUGGAUUGGGAUGGCCCUGAUGAUCCAGAGAAUCCUCAAAAUUGGCCGUCCUUAUAUAAGGCAUGGGUGACAGCCUUGAUAUCGGUCUACUCCUUUGUGGUAUACUGCGGCUCCUCCAUCGUCGUUCCCAGUUACGAAGGCAUCGUAAUGCAGUUCGGGACAUCGCACCACGUUGUAUCCCUCGUGCUCGCCCUCUACGUAAUCGGAUACGGAGCAGGUCCAUUAAUCUUCUCCCCAAUAAGCGAGGUCGCCUCCAUCGGCCGCAACCCACCCUACAUCAUCUCCUUCACGAUUUUUCUCAUCAUCUCCGUCGUCCUAUCUACAAUCAACAACUUCCCUGUCAUCGUCGUGCUCCGCUUCUUCCAAGGCUUCUUCGGCAGCCCUUGCCUCGCCACUGGCGGCGCCUCCAUCCAGGACAUCUACUCCUGGAACUCAGUCCCCUACGCCUUCAUCGCUUGGGUCAGCUGCAUCUACUGCGGCCCAGCCCUCGGGCCUCUCUUCGCCAGCAAAAUCGUCGACACCCGCUCCUGGCACUGGCCCUUCUGGGAGAUCGCCAUGAUGGCCGCCCCCAUCUGCAUCCUCAUGGUCUUCCUCCUCCCCGAAACCUACGGCGAGACUAUCCUGCUACACCGCGCCCGUCGCCUCCGCCGCCAAUCCACAAACUCUCACAACAAACGCACCAUCCUCGCCCCCAGCGAGCUCAAACCCAUCCCCUUCACCACGCACCUUCGCGAAACCCUCUCCCGCCCCAUCGAGAUCUGCAUCAAAGACCCCGCCAUCGGCUUCACCUGCUUCUACACCUCCUUCAUCUACGCCAUCUACUACUCCUUCUUCGAGGCCUUCAACCUCGUCUACAUGAACACCUACCACAUGUCCCUCUUCUCCUUCAGCCUUAUCUUCGUCUCCAUCGUCAUCGGCUGCGUCAUCGCCGCCGUCCUCUACGCUGCCUACCUCUUCCGCCGGCCCACCUCGCAGCAGGCCCUCGUCGACUCCAACAACCUCGAGGCGUGCCUCUUCCCCGCCCUCCCCGCCGUCUGCUUCACGCCCAUCGGCCUGUUCCUGUUCGCCUGGACCGCCCGCGAGUCCAUCCACUGGAUCGUCCCCACCAUCGGCAUCGCCCUCUAUGCCGGCGGCACCUUCGUCACCUUCCAGGGCAUCCUGGUCUACCUGCCGCCGUCGUAUCCGCAGUACGUGGCGUCGUUGCUGGCGGGGAAUGACUUUGCGAGGUCGGCGACGGCCGCGGUGUUUAUCAUGGUGACGCCGUAUAUGUAUGAGGAUCUGGGGAUUAGUAAAGGGGUGACGAUUUUGGCGGCGAUCUCGACACUCGGCAUUUUGGGUAUGUUUGUUAUUUGGAAAUAUGGGGCGCGCAUGAGGGCGAGGAGUCGGUUUGCAGGGUGAUUUGAUUUGGAAUCUAUGGUUUCUUCUUCUGAUUCGGUUUGGUCCGCUUUGGCG